Molecule: messenger RNA, 4723 nt
Organism: Anarrhichthys ocellatus (wolf-eel)
Lineage: Eukaryota; Metazoa; Chordata; Actinopteri; Perciformes; Anarhichadidae
Gene: arhgef3
Product: Rho guanine nucleotide exchange factor (GEF) 3
Exons: 10
Coding region: 831-2915 (694 amino acids)
Biological process (GO): positive regulation of Rho protein signal transduction; intracellular signal transduction
Molecular function (GO): guanyl-nucleotide exchange factor activity
Source: RefSeq, a predicted model, not a curated record
GUGAGUGGGUGAGGGAGCCAGUGAGUAAGUGUGUCAGAGAGAGAGAGAGAGAUUCAUUUUCAGGAGGAAGGGGACGAAUGAACACCCGUCACUGAGAGUGAGGAAGCUUAAAAUACUAUUUAAUAGAGAAGUCAGACAGAAAACUGGAAUAAGAGCUCCAGAGGGUCUAAACUGUCUGAACUCUGGUAGGACUAAACCUUUACUGGACUCUUUCUCAACACUGCCAGUACCGAGCUGGAUCCAGAUAUCCUCUAGACGGCACCAGGCGCUUCCAGGACACUACCAAGAAAACGUACUAGUACUAGUUUCUCUCCGGGCUCUGUACUGGUAUCAGGCACUUCUUGGAUACCAAAAAAGCCCGAAAGACUUUGUGGAUGCUCUUCUAGUUGCAGUUCACUCUGGAAGAUCUGCUGCUACCAAAUUAUUUGUGGACACUGUAAAGUACGGAAUACCAGACAUAUUCUGGACACAAAACCUGUAUCCGACUCUUUCUAGACCCUCCAGUUUCCUUGUGGAUUCUUAACCAGUACAGUAUUUCUAGAACCAGCACUAAACCCCAUUUGGACUCUGGGUUCUUCACACCUUCUUGAAGCUCUACUGGUACCGUGCUCGCUCUUCACAUUUUGUAAGUGUCACACUUUCUGUAGCCGCCUCACAAUCUCUCUUACUGGACCAUCGACCAGAGCCAGACUCUUUCUCGUCACUUCUCUUGUUGGUAUCAGAUAUUUACCAGCGUUAAACCACCUCUGACCAGUUUGAACAUAUUUCCGGGCGCUGUCUUGGUACUGAGGAAAGGUCCAGAUCCUGUGCUGGGCUUUGUGUCGAGCAGUAUGGUGAUGGGACAAAAGCCCUCCUGGCUGCUGGUACACCAGUUCAAGUGUAGAUGCUCUGUGGGGUUCGUCAAGGGGAACAACAGCAACAUGGGGAAACAGUUGGAGGAGCCCGGCACCAAGCGCAGUAAACUCGUGUCCAGGGUGACGUCUCUGGCCGGCCUGCUGCCGCCCGUCAAGACGGCGCAGCUGAAGAGGAUUGGUCAGACGCUGCAGCGCUCCAUCAGUUUCCGUAAUGAGAGUCAGACGGAGAGAGCCGCUCCUCCUCCUCUUCCUCCUCCUCCCUCCUCUUCUUCCUCAUCCUCCUCCACCAUGAAGAGGCGCGUUAUCUCGGCGACGGUCUCCAACCCUUCCUCUUCCAUGACGGCGACGAGGGUUUCCACGGCAGCGGCCCCGGCCUCCAAGCGGCGUGACAGCAAGCUUUGGAGCGAGACGUUUGACGUCCGACUGGGAGCGACGCAGCCUCUGAGCCCCAAAGAGAUAAAACGACAAGAGGCUAUAUUUGAGUUGGCUCAGGGCGAGCAGGACUUGGUGGAGGAUCUCAAGUUGGCUAAGAAGGCCUACCAUGACCCGAUGCUGAAGCUGUCAAUCAUGACUGAGCAGGAACUGAACCAGAUCUUCGGCACUCUGGACUCGCUGAUACCCCUGCAUGAAGACCUGCUGAGUCGCCUCCGAGAAACCAGAAAACCUGACGGGUCCACAGAACAUGUGGGACACCUCCUGACUGACUGGCUUCCCUGUCUCUCCUCCUACACCUCGUACUGCAGUAACCAGGUGAAGGCCAAGGCCUUGUUGGACCAGAAGAAGCAGGAUCGGCGGGUCCAGGACUUCUUGCAGCGCUGUCGCCAGUCUCCCUUUAGCAGGAAGUUGGACCUGUGGAACUUCCUGGACAUCCCCCGCAGCCGACUGGUGAAAUACCCGCUGCUGCUGAGGGAGAUCCUGAAGCACACGGCUAACGACCACCCGGACCGGCAGCACCUGGACGAGGCGAUGCUGAUGGUUCAGAGCGUGGUGGCGGACAUCAACAGGCGGACGGGGGAAUCCGAGUGUCAGUACUACAAGGACCGUCUGCUGUACACGGAGGACGGACAGAGGGACGAGCUCAUCGCCCGGUCCAGGACCCUCAGCUGCCGCGGAGAGCUGAAGAACAACAGAGGACUCAAGCUCCACGUCUUCCUCUUCCAGGACGUCCUCGUAAUCACCAGGUCCGCCUCGUCGAACGACCAGCCGGUCAACUACCAGCUCUGCCGCCAGCCAAUCCCCAUCCGGCAGCUGGACCUGGAGGACCUAUCAGACGGAGAGAUGAGAGUGGGCGGGUCCAUCAGAGGAGCCUUCAGCAACAACGAGCGGACAAAGAACUUCUUCCGGGUUUCGGACCGGACAGGCGGUCAGCUGCAGAGCCACUGCUUCCAGGCCAGCGACGCCUUCAACAAACAACAGUGGAUCAACUGCAUCAGACAAGCCAAAGAAGCCGCAGCGCUGACCGGAGACCAGCCGCCACAGACAGGACAAUGUCUGGAGACGGGUCUGGGUGGACAGAUAGGGUCACUUGGUGAGACAGGUCUGAGCUUGCACGGUGAUUCGGGGCUUGAGGAUGAAAAGGGGGAGAUGCGGGGAGAGAUGGAAACGGGGCUGGGUUCAAAGGGAGAGGCGGGAGACAAAGAUCCCGGUCUGGGUAAAGAUGCCGGGGGGAGUUUGGCGGGUGGGGAGAUGGAGACAGGUUUGGGUGUCGAUGGUGAGAUGGGUUUGGAGUUAGGUGGAGAAACGGGGAUGGACAGUGAGACGAGGCAGAUAGUCGGUGAUACAGAGACGGGUGAGAUGGAGACAGGACAGGAUGGGGAGAUUUGUGCAGAGCCAGGAGCCAGAGAAGGAUGGAAGAUGGAUAAUGGAGGAGGAGGAGGAGGAGGAGGAGGAGGAGGAGGAGGAGGAGGAGGAGGAGAGACUCUGAGCGGAGUUGCCGUUGAUGGUCCCGCCUCCCCUCCAUCCUCUGCUUCUCCCUGUCGAGAGGAGCAGGAGAGGGAGGUGAUGGAGGAGGUGGAAGAGGUCGUCAUGGACACCGGCGAGGUUGACUCCCUGCGGUGCUGAUGAUGUAGAACCGAACAAAACUCACCGAGGGACCGGCAGCCAAUUCAAAUUGGGGACUUGAUGAUGACGUCACAUCAAUAGGACGUCGGACAAACACUGGCCGACGUGAUCCAGAACUCUGUACUUGCUGUAUGCUCACUGUUGGUGAGUUUCCUCCAUAAAGGUCACCACAGCGCCCCGGGAACACUGGCCCCGUGUGACUGUAAGUGUGCAUGGAUGUAUCAGGAGAACUGGAUACCGUGUUCAAAGAUGGCUUCCUGCUAAACCAGCCACAUACUGCAAAAAUAUUUUUCCCCUUGGGACUUAUCGACCUAAUAGCUCAACUUACAACAAUGCAACGACUUGAGUGUUUCUGAUGCUCAGAAAAAUGAUAUUAUGGUUUUAAGUAUUUUUUGGGCCAGCGGCUGUCACGUGACCUGCAGUUCUAACUGUGGUCAAUAUGCCAGAAAUCACCUCACAGCCCAACUUUGUUCCUUUGAGGUUUUACCUUUUGAAGGAAAGUAUUUCCUCGCUUGUUUGAUCCCAGUUUUCUUUAUCCUGUAUUCAUUUCUUCCGAACAUUAGCUCACGUAUAUUUGCACUUGACCUGCCUUUGGACAAGGCUGUCAACACUUUAUUAAUGGGGUAACUGUUUGGUCUGUUAAAGUUACCCCACGUGACUUUUUUGACUCCACAGGGAACCUUUAAAAAAAGGAACUGCUCCACCCACAGUUUUAAAUUGACCAGCAGAAAAGACACUAAAUGGGUUUUAACACAGUUCUGUUGUAAACAAUAUCAGCAGCAUUCUCAGGUAACCCUAUGAGUGAUGAUGAUGAAUCAUGCUUGCAGCUGUAACUAUGACUCAACAUUAAUUUAAUAUUUAAAAGAAUGAAACUGAAAUUCCAGUAUUGACCACUUCUGUUGUAGAGAUUUAAUGAAUAUGGCAAAAUAAACAUGUCAGUCAAAGUCCAAAGCGUGAGUCUUCUACAGCUUUCCAAAACCAAUCAAACAGUAAUCAUGUCAAACUUGUGUAUUUGUAUCUGUAAUUUGGAGGAUUUUCAUUCUUCAAGUUCAGUUGAAGGAAUCUUUGCUCUUCAGCAAUUCUCUUAACUUGUUCUGUUUCUAAAACUCUUUAAAUAAUGUCUUAAAAUCACUUGUAAUGUCUGAAAACACUGGAAAAGAAACAGAGCUGCGCACCCUGUUCUGAUGGAUUUAUAAAGUUUCAACUAACUUACUAGCCCAUCCGUCUACAGUCACAACGAUUUGUUAAUGAAUGAAUGAACAUCUAUUGGAAUUCAUGGGAGACACAGUUACCGAUACAGUAAUGUAUUUUUAGCAUGACGUCUACUUAAAAGGCAUUCCAAAUGCAUUAAACGCAUAUUUAGUGUAUUUUCAGUUGCAGCUGCAGGCAGAGUGAAAUAUUCAGUGUAUUUUCAUGGCGGUCAGAGAAGCCCUGAAGGAGGAGGAGCCUGUUGUGUAUGUACUGUAUGUAUGUAAAGAAUGUAUAUUAAGCUUAUUUGUAUAUGAAUGUAGGAACAAAGCCAAGCAUGUCUGUUUGUUAUAUAUGUGCUUACACAUCACACAUGAAAUAUGACUUACUGUACAUUGUCAAGACAAUCGGUUAGAUAUUAUAAGUUACCAUCGUCGGGAUAGUUGUGAUGCUGUUGAUGAUGUUUAGUUGAGGUAUCAACUAAUGUGUGGAUUGUCUCAAAACAUAAGCAUCAAUAAAUUGUUACAAAAGAAACCGGUUGGUGAAUGGGUGGUUACUGGUUGAGGAAAGAAGCGUGUCCUUAAAGUAUUUAUUCUCUGCGCAGAGAAGAUUCAAUCAUC